This is a messenger RNA of Ilex paraguariensis (yerba mate), 1728 nucleotides long. Lineage: Eukaryota; Viridiplantae; Streptophyta; Magnoliopsida; Aquifoliales; Aquifoliaceae. The record is from the annotation of a GenBank genome assembly.
GAAAGAAAGAAAAGAGAAUAUGCUUCGCUCUUCUCUGCACAUAUCCUUUUAACACGCCAAUUAGAUGAUAGAUUUUAUUCUUAGCAUCACUGUUCUCACAUAUUUAUCUAUUCAAUUCUUCAUUCUUAGACGAUUUCAAACCUUUUAGCUUCUUCUCUCUUCUCAUCUCUCUUCAACAUCGCAUUACAGGUGGAAGAUUAUGGAGCUCGUUCAAGAGCUGUUCAUGACCGCCUUUGUGGCGAUCAUCUUUUCUUUUGUUGUCGCGAAACUCGUCUCGAUUGCGAUGGCAGGUGAUGUUGUUGAGCGCGAUUUGCCGUUGAAGUCAAGUGAAUUCGUUGUUGAUAGUGAAAUAGUUGCAGAGGAGGUGAAGUUGACCAGUGGAUUAAGAGUUGGCGGUACGAAAAGCAAAGAGAGAGUGCAGUUUGUUGAAGGAAUUGUUACUCAAAUUGAUGAAUUCAAAAGCAAAAUAUCGGCUGAAAAUGUGGAAGUAAAGUCCCACGGUAGGGAAUUUGGUGAGAUAUGUUGUGAAUCGGAGGAGGUAUGUGAUACUAGUGCUGCUGUUAGAAUUGAAGGUAACGAGGAGGAGGAUUCUGGAGAAGUUUCGCAAGGGAUUGGAUUUUCGGAGAAGCCAUUUGAGGGACGGUCUGAUGUGGAGGGUUUUGGAGUGGACAUUGUCGGUGGACUUGAGAGUAGAGCUAAGGAAGAAAAUAUUAGAAGUGGAUUGGAUGAAUUGGCUCUUGAAGAAAAGAGCGAGUGUACUAUUGAGGCUGCGGCUGAUCAAUUCGAUUAUAGUGUUAAGGAAGAAAUUAUAUUGGCCACUGGUUCUGAUAAUUUGAUUGUUGAAGAGAAAAACAUUGAGUGUGCAAAGCGGGACAAUGAGAUAAAUGUGGAAUCGGGGAGUGAUGUUGUUGUUGUUGAUCAAAGUGAAAAGGCUCAAAUCGUGGAGGCUGGAGAGAAUCAAAGGAGUGGAGUUGAAGAGAGGGAGGGGUUGGGGAUUGAAGAGGAUGAUGAUUGGGAGGGGAUUGAAAGGAGUGAGUUGGAGCAGUUUUUUGCCGCUGCUGCAAAAUAUGUUAGUAACAAUGAUGAUUGGUUAGCGAAUCUGCGGAGUGAUGUGCAAAUGCAGUUGUAUGGACUUCACAAGGUUGCAAUGGAAGGGCCUUGUCAUGAGCCUCAACCCAUGGCGCUGAAAGUCUCUGCCCGCGUCAAAUGGAAUGCGUGGCAAGGGCUGGGGAACAUGAGUCCAGAAGUGGCUAUGGAGAAGUAUAUCAGCAUUCUUUCAGAUACAGUUCCUGGAUGGAUAAAAGCCGAUCCUGGUAAACCUUACUCUUCAGAAUCUGGCAUGCCUAGUGGUCCAGAUCCCAACAGAAGUGCAUUUUUAGACAUACAGCCAGAAACUAAUGAAAUAGAAGUGGAAGUGAAGGUUGGUAUUGAUGGAGGUGAACUGACUGGGGGCUCAAACUCCGCAAACAAGGAUGAAGAAUGAUAUAUGAUUUCUUCCCCAACCACUACUGCCAUUCUUCUGUGUUAGCCCAACUUGAGACAAGGCUAAUUCCUGCUGCCAAGUGUAGGAGUGUGCUUCAAAAAAUGAAGGUCUUGUGCUGUUAAACUAUCAUUUAUUUGUCCAUAAGGGUACUUGAUAUCUCAUUUUAUGACUAUGCUGUGCACAUAUGUAUACAUGAAGUAUUUGUAUGCCUUGAUGAUGAUGGUAUUGCAGUAAGGUAAAUAAUG